UGGGGUAUGAACUAACAGCAUUUUUUACAGUCCUAACUAAUAGAAAAAGUUUCCUGACACUUUCAAUAAGUAAACAGAUUCAAAGAUCCGAAUGUAUUUCUGUUUCAUAUAUCAGUCAUACUGAAAUGAAUUGAUUAUACAUAUAUUAGCUGAGAAGUCUCAAUUACUGGUUGAAGUCAGUGAUGGUUUAAUGCGUAAUUUGUGUUUGUUGACGUCGCUGACUUGGAUUUACAGCGAACCUAAAAUACACGGGUCUGUACCAGCAGUCAGACAAAAUGAUUUGAACCAGAUCUGUGUCCGAAGGUCAUUUUUAAACCACUUCAUUUCCAUUUCCAUGCUGGAUCCAGUGGUGAUUUCUUUCUACUCCGCUGCGUAAAACGUGCGCGUCGCUCCACCUUCACCUCCAGACCCUCCCUGUCAGAUGCUGCUGCUGCUCAUUUUCUUCGCUCUGCUUCUGUCGGACGUCAGGAGGAACCUAGUGGAAAACAUCAGCCGUUGUUCUUGGCGCGCACACACACACACACACACACAUUCUCCCUCUGCCUGUGAUGAAUGAGUUGUUGAAGAACCUCUGUUCUGUGGAUGUGAGCCUCCGUCAGUCCAGGAUGAGGAUGAAGAUCACCUUUGGAUCUCUGGUGAUCGCUGCAGGGAUCUGUGGGAUCCUCAGCUUCGCUCUUUUGGCCACUUCGUUAGGAACAGACUACUGGUUCAUCAUCGAGAUGAGGAACCCGAACACAAGCGGCGGCAGCUUGGACUUCGAGGACAUGAGUUCCCGCUCAGGACUGUUGAGCAUCAACGAAGGUGGGAAAAUAUACGGCAUCUCUCUGGACUUCUUCAGAGCUGACGUCUCCAAAUACUCUGACACCGAGCUGCAGCUGCUGAACAUGCACCGGGCCGUGGUGGUGCUGUUGCCCCUCAGUCUGGUCCUGAUCCUCUUCGGUGGUAUCGCUGGGUUGGUGAGUUCUCUGGCUCGCAGCCCAGUGCUCCUCACCUGCACUGCCUCCUACUUUUUCAUCUGCAGUCUCCUGACCCUGUGUGGCAUCGGCCUCUACAUCAUCUACUCUUACGAGGCCUUGGCAGAGACAGAGAGGUUAGUGGGACCGGAGAUCCUGGCCUACGUCAGCACCUCCUUCGGCUGGUCUGUGGGAAUAGCCUGGCUCUCCUACGGCCUGGAGGUCCUGGCUGGAACUCUGCUGCUCGUUGCUGCACAGGUGGUGAGGAGGCAGUGCAACAGUCCCACCAGAGCCUGAACACAACCCCGGGUUGUGCAGGACCAUCAGGGUGAACUGAAGUGUGCAUGAGGGUGGAUCUCCUCUGGACAAGGUAACCAGGAUGUUCGGCUAAUUUUGUUUUGUUUUUUAAAACGUAGAAAAAGACUGCUAAUUUUGACACUUGGAACCCUCCUGUGGUGGGUGGUGAUGUGGCUUCUUAUGUCCUCCGAACAUAACUCAGUGAUUCUAACAUCGCUGUUCUGAUCCAUGCUGAACUGAAAUAAAUUCUAAAAAACUACAAAUCGUUUCAUGUCCUAAAAAGUAACGCACAUGUUUAACCUCACAAACAAAGAAUGUGAAUGUGUGUUAAAUCUAAACGUUUGAAGUUUGGUGUCAUAUUGCUGUUUUUUCUAUGUACAUUAAACGUGACGUAAAUGUUGGGUCAGAGUGACGCCUGCUGUCAGCCUUUCAUUAGUGAAUAUUUUCGACAUCUUUUCUGAAUUUAUGUUAAUGUCAUGAUUCCCACUAGAACAGAAAGUUUGGUGCCUGUAAAUGUUAAAGUAAUUUACCAAUACAUUUUAUGUUGUAGGCGAUGUUCUUUAAGCUAAUUCUCAGUUUUUUUGUUUUUUGCUAACAUUUAGCUCUUCCUGAGCAAAAUUCAGGUCAUCUUCUGGGAAACUUUGCUUAUUUUGCUAAUUAGCGCAACAUUUCUUGUUGAAUUUUAAUUGAUUUGUUGCAGUAUGUUAAUAUUUCUACUAAGCUACUUCUUAAAAUAUUGUAUUAUUAAUAAUAUUGUUGUUGUUGUGCCAAAAACACCUAAGGUAAAAUAAUUAGAGAGAUAUCACAGAGGAAUAUGUAUUUGGCUAACAGUUAUCUAAUCUGUAAUCAUUUACCUCACCAUUAAA
Messenger RNA from Cynoglossus semilaevis (tongue sole), 2116 nucleotides. Its product is annotated as transmembrane protein 235-like. Bases 549 to 1250 code for a protein of 233 amino acids. The transcript is spliced from 4 exons. The record is from RefSeq and is a predicted model, not a curated record. Gene Ontology annotation, cellular component: apical plasma membrane. Lineage: Eukaryota; Metazoa; Chordata; Actinopteri; Pleuronectiformes; Cynoglossidae.